Messenger RNA from Callorhinchus milii (elephant shark), 777 nucleotides. Its product is annotated as regulator of cell cycle RGCC. Lineage: Eukaryota; Metazoa; Chordata; Chondrichthyes; Chimaeriformes; Callorhinchidae. The record is from RefSeq and is a predicted model, not a curated record. Gene Ontology annotation, biological process: regulation of cell cycle. Bases 141 to 467 code for a protein of 108 amino acids. The transcript has 5 exons.
GAUUGGUUGGUGCUGAGUGUCAGUCAGUGGGGGAGGCGGGCGCUGUGGGUCUGACAUAAAUACAGUGACUGGAGGUGAGAGCAGAGGCUGGAGAGACUGAGACAGACACCCAGACACUCACCCAGACAGACACCACUAUCAUGUGCUCAACCGCUGCCACUGCCACUGCCGUGCUGGAGGAGGAUUUUGAUGCUGUCUUGAAUGAAUUUGAUGGGGUGAUGGCAGACUUCUCCUGCACUGGACAGUACAGGCAGUGCCAGUACCAGGCGCACUUGGAUCAGGUGAAGAGAAUGAGUGUCAGCGAGGACCGCCACAGUGUGAACUCGUCUCCUGCAAACAGCUUAAACUGCAGCGUUGAGAAACUCAACAGCACAGCCACAGAAAUGCCAAAAGCUAAGCUUGGAGACACACAGGACCUGGAGGAUUUUAUUGCAAACCUUGACAAGACUCUGGAAGAGAUGAUGUGAUUCAUACACCAAAUCCCCUGCCACUGCAACUCAGAGGUGACUGCAGAGAGACCAGGCCACAAGGAGGUUGAUGGGACCUUCGCUUUUGACUCAAUAACACAGCAACAAUGAGAGAAAAAGUUUUUGUAAAAAAAAAGAGAUUUAUUUUAAAACGUUUCUUGAGAAUGUCAUUUGAUUUCCAAAUGUGGUUUUAGUCCGGUGUACAGGGCAGGGUGCUGUUUGGUGCUGGCAGGUGCUAUAUUGCUCACAAUUCAGUACUGGAGAAAGAUACCACACUGACCAGAGCAGACUGCCUCUUCGCAGCUCUUAC